AUGAAAGUCGCUACUUUCACUGGGAUCAUUACCCUUUUGGCCGCACGCUAUGUCUCGGCGGAUUCUUGCUCCUCUAUCGCAGCACUUGGCUACAUCAACGUGACCGGGCCACUGAAUCUAGCCUACAUUGAGGAGCAAACUCAGUAUUGGUCUUCGUCAUGUUCUGCUCUUUUACCAUCUUGUAUUAUAUUUCCAAAAACAGUGGAAGAAGUUGCUGCUGCUGUUGGGAUCAUUGCCAACACAACUGAACGCUUUGCUGUCAAGAGUGGCGGCCAUAGCCCAAACAACGGCUGGAGCAGUGUCAGUGGAGGUCCGCUGAUUGCGCUGGAACACCUCGAUCAAGCUGUCCUCGAUCCUGCAACUGGUAUCGUGGACGUGGGCCCCGGCAACAGACUAGAUGGCAUUGCUGCCAAGCUACAAGGCAGUGGCUGGACUUUCGUUGGCGGACGUAUCGGGAAUACUGGAGUAGGCGGUCUAGUUCUUGGUGGGGGACUCUCGUACAUGUCGACUCAAUAUGGAUGGGCUGCCUCCUCCGUGCUGGAAUAUGAGAUUGUCUUCGCAAACGGUACCAUUGGCAAAAUCAAUGGCGAGAACUAUCCGGACAUAUUCACGACACUCAAGGGAGGUGGCAACAAUGUCGGUGUAAUCACCAACUACCGGCUUCAGGCGCAUCGUCAGGGUCUCAUCUGGGGCGGCAACUUGGUUUUCCUACGCACGCCUGAGAAGGACAAGAAGUUGCUGAAGGCGGUACGUGACUUUACCGAGUACAACGAGGAUGAGAAGGCUGCUGUGAUUGUCACUGCGGAGCGAGCGAACAUAAACGUGGUUGACUCAUGGAUCAUCUUUUUGUUCUAUGACGGCCCUACGCCUCCAGCCGGCACAUUCGACAACUUCAUCGAUGUCAACCCUCUUCUUGACACGACUCGUACUCGCACAUAUGCCGAUCUCAUGGCCUUGAGCAAUUGGGUCAUCGUCAAAGCUUCAGUCGUCGACAUUGCGACCGAAACCAUCCCCCUUCCCUCCACCGAAAACGCAGUAGAGGUAAUGGAGACGCUGCACAAUCACUGGCGCAACAUCUCUGAAACUACACUGCUCGUCCCUGGUAUCGUCGCUUCAAUCGCGUGGCAGCCAUUCCAGAAGAAAAUCGCACAAAAAGCACGUGCGCUGAGUCCUGAUCUGAUCGACACAGACGAUUCGGUUGACCGCAUCAUUAUCGAGAUGAACUACGCCUUCAUCCCGCAGAAUCUGUAUGAGCAGAUGGCGGAUACGAUGGAGGCUACGUAUACGGGUGUUCGCGAUCGAGUGCUGGCAUGGCAGGAGAAAGGCACGCUGCCGCAGGCUUAUCUCCCACUGUUUAUGAACUAUGCCUUCUACCGCCAGGACUACUUCGGGAGAUUGAAGCCGGAAAGUCGCGCAUUGGCAAAGCGCGUCUCUGAAGAGGUGGACCCGAAAGGAUUUUUCCGGGAUCGAACGGGCGGCUGGAAGCCUUGA
Messenger RNA from Parastagonospora nodorum SN15, 1491 nucleotides. RefSeq lists its product as hypothetical. Lineage: Eukaryota; Fungi; Ascomycota; Dothideomycetes; Pleosporales; Phaeosphaeriaceae. The record is from RefSeq and is a predicted model, not a curated record. The transcript has a single exon. Gene Ontology annotation, molecular function: FAD binding. Bases 1 to 1491 code for a protein of 496 amino acids.